Molecule: messenger RNA, 1317 nt
Organism: Penicillium odoratum
Lineage: Eukaryota; Fungi; Ascomycota; Eurotiomycetes; Eurotiales; Aspergillaceae
Product: small subunit rRNA maturation protein TSR4
Exons: 2
Coding region: 1-1317 (438 amino acids)
Biological process (GO): maturation of SSU-rRNA
Cellular component (GO): cytoplasm
Source: RefSeq, a predicted model, not a curated record
AUGGAUCCCUACGACAGUGACUCCAGUAUUGACGAAGAUUUCACCGAUACUGGUGUCCUUCUUGGUUAUGCCGCUGAAGAAGUCAUCGAAGACACAGUCAGCCAUCUAGGCGGUUGGCCGAAAUGGCUCGCGGAUAAUACCCCUCCACCGGGUGAAUUUGCCAACUGCAAGGUCUGCAAUAGUCCUAUGCUGCUCCUACUUGAGUUGCACGGUGACUUGCCCGAUCAUUUCCCCACCGAUGAGCGCCGCCUAUACAUAUUCGGCUGUCCUAGAAAACCAUGCAACCGCAAACCAGGCAGUGUCCGAGCGUAUCGCGCAACUCGCAAGGUCAACUUGAACGCUACAAAGGAGUACGAAGAAGAAGGUACCAAGGAAAUUGAAAAGAAAGCGGCCGCACCAGCCCCACCCCCACCCCAGAAGCCCAAAGAUCUAGGAGCCAGCCUGUUCGGAGCAACCUCGUUGACAAGCAGCGUGUCUGCCAAUGCCAACCCUUUCUCCUCCAACCCGGGCUCGUCUGCUGGUUUUGUCAAUCCCUUUGCGAUGCCCAAGCCCUCCAUAAUUCUUGCUUCUGCUUCAGCUCCAACUCCCGCUCCAACCCCAGCCCAAUCUUCCACCAAUGCGCUCGCCGAAUCCUUCGCUGACAAGGUCCGGAUCUCGUCUCCAGAGCCAUCAGCUAGUAAUCCCACUAUCACUGCCUUCAAGCCCACCCCGGAAUCGCAAGGCGCCCUCGCCCCAUGGCCAGAACAGUCCGCCUUCCCGGCCCCAUACCAGAACUACUUCCUAGAUGCCGAAUACGAGACCCUCUCGCGGCCAUCAACGCCCACCGUCCCGGAUAACGUGCAAAUGGAACCAAUGGAGGAAGACGGUGGCGCCGGCGACGUUGAUCUGAAGGACACAUUCGAGUCCGAUCUCGACAAGGCAUUUAUGAAAUUCUCUACUCGCCUCUCUCACAAUCCUGAACAGGUCCUGCGCUAUGAGUACCGCGGUAGUCCACUGCUGUACUCGUACGCGGACGAGGUGGGCAAGCGCUUACAUCCUGAGCACUCGGCUGGACGGGUGGCUACCAUUGGAGGUGGACAUAUGCCGCGUUGUGAGUACUGCGGUGCACAGCGUGUCUUUGAGGUGCAGCUUGUGCCGCAUGCUAUCAGCAUUCUUGAGGAUGGACGCCCGGGUGUUGGACUCGGGAAAGAUGAUGCAGGCAUGGAGUGGGGGACGAUUGUUAUGGGUGUUUGUGCCAAGGAUUGUGCUCCCGAGGCUCUUUGGCAGACUGGCUGGAGAGAAGAGUGGGCUGGUGUGCAAUGGGAAGAGAUCAAAUAG